AGGGAUGGGGUGUUUGAGACUGUGCAUGCUGAGGAGAGAGCAUCAGAGCUUGUGAGAGAAGGGACUAAAGAAACAGGGAGGGGGGAGCAGAGAAAGAAAAAAGAACAAGAGCUUGUGAAGAGAAAAAGGGAGGCAGCUUCAGGCAGCAAAGCUGGACUACUGCUCAGACACUGCAGUCUUUCUUUUGCUUCUCUGAGGAAACUGUCUUUCUCUUCUCCCAGCCUGUCUCUCCUUCUUCUUCCCUCGCUGCUUGGCCAUGACCCCAGUGGACACCUUGAUCUCUUUGCCCACCUAGAGAAGAGGCAAGAAGCGUUGUAGCGGAGGAGGGAGAGACGAGAAGAGGGGACACCGAACACUUUGCCUCACUGAUGAGAGUCUGGAAAUUGAUUAACUGCCGUCAGCACAGAGGGGGGAGUGCAGAGAGAGGCUCAGAGUGAGGUGCAGAAAGAGAAAAAGACGGAGGUGAAGAGGGUGAAUUGCUAGAUGUGUGAAGAAUAAGCCGUGGAGACAGGCAGAAUAAUCCCCAGACACUUCAGAGACAGAAGGGACAAGUUAGGGUAGAGGUAAAAGAAGCCAGGAGGUAACAGUGCAAAGCAACAAUUCAACAAGGAUACUAAUUCAUAAAGCCAAAGAAUGGUUCGCUCACACACAUUAUUCAUCCUGUUCAUGCAUCUUUCCAAUCUUCCUAUCAGAUUCAUAACACCAUCUUUCACUCUCUUUUCCUUGUCUUGUUUUGACCAUUCUUUUUUGCAUGUCAGCAAAAGCACAGCGACAGCCACAUGCUGAACACUUGGACUUGAGCGUAGCAUUUCAUUCUCAGUGGAUGUGUGAUCUAAAAGAAGUUCAGUAGCUGAAGCAGGGGUGCUGUUUUCUUCUGGUCGAGAGCACUCGUUCAGGAAUUUCACAUGAGACCAGGUAGGAUGUUUCUGCAUCAUUUUGCCAACCCAAAGCAGCUGGAAAGGUCGAGUCAAAGCCCUUCAGUCGUUUGCCUGAUUGAAUUGUUAUGAGAUGAAACUGCAAACCAGCUUAUUUCUCAGAGCCUGACACCUUUGUUGAGGGAUUACAGAGAGGGGGAACAGGGAUGUGUAGCUGUGUAUGUGUAUGUUAGGAUUAUGGCCUAAGUGCACAGAAUUAUACAGGUGUUGCAGCAGGAUUAUACAAAGUCUCAUGCAGAAUAUAGUGGCACAGGGAUUAAAGAAAGGAACUCAAGUCAAGUGAAUGGCAGCCCAUUAUCUGCCACGGAUUAACUCAGAUUAAGUGUGAUCACACUUGGGAUGUAAUUAAAUUCCAGGAUUUGAUAGGGGUCAUAAUUAUUUUGAGGUAAAGAUAGGCUGUGUCACUGUGUUAAUUUCUCAGCCCUCAGUGGAGUAACCUCUGUCCCUCACCGUGAACUUUGCUCUAACCUGAAGUACACAGACUAUUAAAGACUCCUGAAGUUCAUUCAGCCUCCAUAAUGAGACGCUCAAGCACUGACGAGACUCCGUACCGGCGUAGUCCAUCUUUGGACAGCAAACCCGACACGCCGCCGUUCACUUCUGGGUUUCACCGCUUCAGUGGGGAGUUUGAGUAUAAGCGGCCACCGUUUGCGUUUGGCUUCCACACAACAAAGGGGCCACAAACAUCCAAGGGGCGCUAUGCCCAGGGGAAGAAAUAUGUGGUGUUUUACCUGGACCUGUCCUUCAUAUUCCUUCUAGAACUGCGGCGUUGCAGGAUGGCUGAGGGUUGCAUGAUGGCCCUGCGAUAUGGAAUGGUCUUCUUCAAUCUACUUUUCUGGUUGGGAGGAUGUGGUAUACUGGGGGUGGGGGUCUGGCUCUCUGUGACCCAGGGAAACUUUGCCACCCUAUCAUCAUCUCUUCCCUCCCUGUCGGCUGCUAACUUGCUCAUUGCUGUGGGGACCAUCAUCAUGGUGAUUGGCUGUUUGGGCUGCGUGGGAGCUGUGAAAGAGAGUCGUCCGCUACUGCUGACGUUCUUCAUCCUUCUCCUGCUCAUCUUCUUCCUGGAGAUUUUGUCCAUCAUGCUUUUCUUCAUCUACCAAGACGAGAUUGAUCACUAUGCCCAGAGGGAUCUGAAGAAGGGCCUCCAUCUCUUUGGUACUGAAGGCAAUGUGGGGCUGACCAAUGCCUGGAUGAUAGUGCAAACUGAUUUUCGCUGCUGUGGAGUAACCAACCACACAGACUGGUUUGAAGUUUACAAUGCCACCCGUGUCCCGGACUCCUGCUGCCUGGAGUACAGUGACAACUGCGGCCUGGAUAAUCCAGGAACAUGGUGGACAGCGCCAUGCUAUGAGCGGGUGAAAGACUGGCUUAAUGAGAACUUGGUGGCACUUUGGAUCUUUGCUCUAUGCACAGCACUUAUGCAGAUCCUGGGUCUGGUAUUCUCCAUGGCAAUGUUCUGUCAGGCAGUGAAAGUAGAAACCUUCUACGCCUAGUGUUCGACCUCUCUGCCCUCCAGUACACUUGGAUUGUUUCUCACCAGAGAGGGACAGAUAUAGACCCACCCUCCUUCCCCUUCUCCUCUGCUUCCUCCCCAACAGACUCUUCUUCCCAGAACCUGUCCUCUCUGUGACAUUUCUUCUCAAAUGUCACCGGUUUACAGUUUUUCCGCUAACUAUCAACAAGCACAGUGUCAGUGUAACAUCUCAGUUGGUUUCUAUGAUUUGCUCUGUGUCAGCAGCUAAUUAUUUGUGAUACAUUUUAUGAGGCAGUAUUAUGAACAUGUAUAAAACAAAGUGUAACCCCAUUUUUUUAAUAUGUGUUUUGUUUUAAAUUAUUUUAUGGUUUGUAUGUGUUUUCAAAAUGAGAGCUGCAGUUGGGAAAGCGCACUGUGUGAAGUGUUGCAAGUGCAUGUCUCUUGCACUGGUGUGUAUUAAAUGUUUUGGCUCGACUAA
Messenger RNA from Monopterus albus (swamp eel), 2887 nucleotides. It is a transcript of the gene tspan4a, whose product is annotated as tetraspanin 4a. Bases 1454 to 2428 code for a protein of 324 amino acids. The record is from RefSeq and is a predicted model, not a curated record. Gene Ontology annotation, cellular component: plasma membrane. The transcript has 7 exons. NCBI's taxonomy places the organism in Eukaryota, Metazoa, Chordata, Actinopteri, Synbranchiformes, Synbranchidae.